AGCUGCCAGGAUGUAAGGUAGCCCUGGUAGAGGAAAGCCAACUGCUACAUCUUGAGAACAUGCAAGCAGCCUAUGGAAAGGUCCACUUGGCAAGAAACUGAGGCUUGCAAGCAAACAUGCAAAACUCCAAACCGCUAGGGCCAGAGGAUUUCCGAAUUGAGGCAGGAGUGCCGUUCCCCGGACCGACAUUUGGAUCUCAGGUGCCAGGACACUAAGCAUGUCCAAAGUUGGAGAGUGAGUUGGAGAUGCCAAGACUCCCUCUCUGGGCUUGCGCCGCAUCGGGGGCCUUCGAGAGGUUCUGAGUACCAGCAUGCCACCAUGCAACUCGGGCGCUUCCCUGUGCCUGGAGCCCCGUGUCUGUCUCAGGCUCCAGCUGGCUGGCGACGCUCGGCCUCGCGCAGGACGUGUUGACGUCGCACAUGAUGGCCCGUUCCGCGAGGUCUGCGAGGAGUAGCGCAGAGGCUCAUGGUCACACGUGAUUGGAAGUGGGAGUAGUUGGACCUUAGGCUGCUGGUCUUUCACUUCCGGGUGGGAGGCAGCUGGUGGAGGCGGAGGCUGCAGCCCAGAAGGCCAGGAGGGACUUGGGGGAGAUAAUGACUCAGCGCGCACGGUAAGGAGGCAGCCUGCACCUGGUAUCUGCACCUGCACCUGCGUGACAUGCAUGGCAGCCUCCUCCGGACUGGACACUUCCUGGAGAGCAGGUGGAGUGGAGGGGAUCCAGAAAGUCAUCAUGGACCUUACGGAUGAGUUUAAAGAUGAAUUCCCUACCAUCCUAAGAUUAUCACAGUCUAAUCAGAAAAGAGAACCCAUGCAGAAAACGUCCAAAAUCAGAAUGGCUGUUGCCUUAGCAAGGAUCAACCGAGGAACAUUGAUUCAAGGAUUAAACACCAUAUCCAGAUCCUCCAAAUCAGUGGCCAAACUUCUGCAUCCCCAGCUUGCUUGUAGACUUCUAGAGUUAAGGAACAUAUCGCAUCGUUUGCUGAGGGAAGUUAAUGCACCAAAACAACCCCUCUAUAACGUGCAGGUCAGAAGGGGUUCUUUGUUUGAAAUCAUUUCUUUUCCGGCAAAGACUGCUUUAACUAGCAUAAUAUGUGCUUCAUAUGCAGCACUAAUUUAUCUGACAGUCUGUGUUAAUGCUGUGUUGGAGAAGGUAAAGAAAAUUUUCCAAGAAGAAGAAUCCAUAAGGCAAAAGAGAGAAGAGAAUGAAAAUCUUAGAAAAGCCUUUUCUGAGCCUGUGCUUUCUGAGCCUACAUUUCCUGAAGGUGAAAUCAAAGCAAAACCUUACAGGUCAUUACCGGAGAAACCAGACAAUAUUGCAGAUCGCCCCAAACUUCCUGCUAAUAAGUUGAAUAAUAAGAUCCAGGUUUUACAUUCUGUGUUUGACCAGUCAGCUGAAAUGAAUGAAUGAGCAAAUUGGAACAUAAGUAUUACUGAAUGGAGCUUGAGAGUUAUUAUCUAAUCACAUUUCAUCUCACAAAACCAGGAAACUAGUUUUCAUAUAUUGACUGCUCUGCUUUAAAAUGCCACUCUCAGGUAUUUAUAUGAUAGAGAAAAUAAAGUGAAUCUUGAU
This is a messenger RNA of Mustela lutreola (European mink), 1570 nucleotides long. RefSeq names its product spermatogenesis associated 9 (gene SPATA9). The record is from RefSeq and is a predicted model, not a curated record. The coding region runs from base 662 to 1408 and encodes 248 amino acids. The transcript has 6 exons. Lineage: Eukaryota; Metazoa; Chordata; Mammalia; Carnivora; Mustelidae.